Molecule: messenger RNA, 1803 nt
Organism: Colletotrichum destructivum
Lineage: Eukaryota; Fungi; Ascomycota; Sordariomycetes; Glomerellales; Glomerellaceae
Product: Putative amino acid transporter, transmembrane domain-containing protein
Exons: 4
Coding region: 302-1723 (473 amino acids)
Biological process (GO): amino acid transmembrane transport
Molecular function (GO): L-amino acid transmembrane transporter activity
Source: RefSeq, a predicted model, not a curated record
UUUUCUGCCGGUUUCCCCAUACGUCGUGGUUCCAGUCUUCUUCGCUGUCCUCUUUCUCCCUCUCCCUCCCCGACCACUUACACCUUAAUUCCUUCUUCCCAUCCUCCCACCUCUCAAGCGCGCCUCGUCUGGUUCAUUCGUACCCAGACCCAGCAACUCUCAAACGCGUUCGUGUGUGUGCGUGUGUGUGUAAGACAUUGUGGAAAGAGAGAAGAAGGGUCAGCUCAAGACACCGGACGACCGACAGAAAAAAAAAGCCGCCUCAUCGCGUCAAGACCACCCACCCCAACCGACGACAACCAUGGGCAACGCGGCGGACGUGAGCGAUAACCAGGCCACCCCCGACAUGUCGGCGGCCCAGAAGCAGGCCAAGAAGGACGACGCCGCCGCCGAAGAGGCGGCGCCGGCCUACGCGCCCGCGACGACGGAGGAGAACAGCGUGCUGGCCGGCGAGGACGGCGAGCUGAUCGAUUACAAGACCUUGACGUGGUGGCAGGGCGGCAUCGUCCUCAUCGCCGAGACCGUGUCCCUCGGGAUCCUCUCGCUGCCCUCGGUGCUGGCGACGGUCGGCCUCGUGCCGGGCAUCGUCCUCAUCCUCGUCAUGAGCUUCCUGUCAACGUACUCGGGCCUCGUGCUGGCCGAGUUCCGCAACGAGUACCCCUUCGUGCAGAACUUUGGCGACGCCGUCGAGGUCAUCGGCAAGUCCAUCGGCAUGGGCGCCGUCUUCCAAGAGGUCUUUGGCUGGGCCCAGGUCACCUUCCAGGUCUUUGUCAUGGGCUCCCACCUGCUCACCUGGACCAUCUGCAUGAACACCCUGACCAACUCGUCCACCUGCACCAUCGUGUGGGCCGUCGUCGGCCUCGCCGUCUUUGCCGUCCUCAACUUCCCCCGGACGCUCAAGUACACGAGCUACAUGUCCAUGGCCUCUUGUCUGUCCAUCACCCUCGCCGUCCUCAUGACCCUCGGUGACGUCGCCGUCAGCCGUCCCAUCGGCAGCGGCAGCAUCGAGGUCGGCCGGCAACUCGGCUUCACCGGCGCGUUCCUGGCCGUCACCAACAUUGCCAUUGCUUUCUCGAGCCACUCCUGCUUCUUCAGCGUCAUCGGCGAGUUCAAGAAGCCCGAGGACUGGCCCAAGGCCCUGGCCCUCCUACAGAUCGCUGACACGACGCUGUACCUGCUGGCGGCCAUCUGCAUCUACGUGUUCGUCGGACCCGACGUCCCCUCGCCCGCGCUCUCGGCCGCCGCGUCCAAGACGAUGCGUAAGGCCAUCUGGGGCAUCGCCAUCCCCACCAUCGUCAUCGCCGGCGUCAUCUACGGCCACGUCGCGGCCAAGUACAUCUUCUCGCGCCUGUUCCGCAACACCAAGCACAUGAUCCGACGCACCAAGCUCUCGGGCAUCGCGUGGAUCGCCAUCGUCGUCGGCAUCUGGGCGCUGUCCAUGGUCAUUGCCGAGUCGAUCCCCGUCUUCAACAGCCUGCUCGGCCUCAUCUGCGCCCUCUUCGCCUCGUGGUUCUCGUACGGCCUGCCCGGCAUCUUCUGGCUCUGGAUGCACUACGGCAACUGGUUCAAGGACGGCCGCCAGACGUGCAAGUUUGUUGCCAACGUGUGCCUGUUCCUAACGGGCUUCCUCAUCUGCGUGCUCGGCCUGUGGGCGUCCAUCGAAGCCAUCGCGACGGAGAAGGCCACCAAGCCGUGGACGUGUGCGUCCAACGCGGCGCCGUAAAUGCCGGCGGUGUCCGGGCUAGGGCUGGUUCCGUCAUGGCUAUCAUGAAUAUGUAAUAAAUAUAAUGUGUUAAACUUCAA